Messenger RNA from Periconia digitata, 4290 nucleotides. Lineage: Eukaryota; Fungi; Ascomycota; Dothideomycetes; Pleosporales; Periconiaceae. The record is from the annotation of a GenBank genome assembly.
CAUGCCAUCACGUAGUGCAGAGUGGGUUGCCAUACCAAGGAGGACUCGAGCUUGUUCCCGCAGUCCGCACUCCGCAACCCUGCGUACUUGGUCAACCAUCCAUCUGGAGAAGCAUUCUAUCCCACACCUCUCUGCCUGUGUGAUGCCCGUCUCAUGUCUUGUACAAGUAGUAGCUGCCCAUACUCGAGCACUUAGGCACCCGACCACUUGACUGACUGAGGCUGUCAAAGAGCCCCUGCGUUGCCCAAAUCGACCGACUCCGACACCAACGCCUGUUUGUCGCGUCGCUGAUCCUUCCGUCUCUCUUUCUCUUUCUCUCUCUCCAUCUCCAAUUCUCUUACACACUCUCUUUCCUGCUCUCUACGACUUGCUCUGUUUGUACAUGUGUGUGUGUGUUUGCGCGCGCGCUGUCAUCCAUCGACAAAGUAGACAAAUUGGGUGGUGCGUCGCGUGUGGAGUAGUGUCCAACGUUGGUUCCCAAAUAAACCCCGACGACCCAUCGACCGGCAGGAAGGCAGGAACCCGCUUCGCACCUUCCACCCUUCCACCACUUGCACCUUCCGCCUCCGCCAGCCAGCCAGACAGCCUACCAGACAGCCUGCCCGCACCUACCUACCGACUACCCAUUGUGCUCACCCACUCCUCCCCUCUCUGCUAAGCACUCUACUACUUACCUACCUUACCCACCAACCUUGUUCCACCCGCACACUCACCUGUUCUUCUUGCCUCUUCUUCCAUCUACCACCAACCUCCGCCACCACACUACUACACAUCCAUACCCAUCUAUUCAUCUCUCCCCUCACCACCACAUACAUACAUACAUACAUACCCACCACGCCUUUGUCGCUUAUACUCCCCCCCGCGAUCCCAUCCGUCUUCCUUCCAAUUCCUCCCCAUCCAUCGCUGGCGGUGAUUGACUCUCUUGUCCCCUUCGUACCAAGCCCGCCCGCUCGCCCGCCCGCCUGCCUGCACUGCCUGCCCUUCUUCUGCUUCUAGCCCAACGUCGCUGUUUCAGAUCCCAUCUUGAUUGAGAUCAAUCGCUUCCCUUGCAGCCUCCUCCACCCGACUGCAUGCCUGUCCUCACCCACCUGCCUCCCAUCUGACGACGUUAUCGCAUCCGACCCUCCUUCUGGCCCUUUGUCCCCGAACCACCGUCGCAUUCGUCCCCCCCAAACACCUCGACGACCCUCACCAUCACUCCCCACACCACUGCCGCUCCACCCCGUGUCGCCGCCACCACCUAAACCAUUCGCGACCACGUCCCCCAUUUUGCGACGACUCGACUCUUCCUCCCCAUAGUGUGGGAGGCUCCACGAACCGCAGAGACCGGCCCGUCUGGUCGCUGCUGCUACGGUGGGGACAAUGGAACAUGGCGCGUGCAAUGUCAUAUACAUUGAUCGUCGCGCGAACGAUGAAUAUGUUCGCCGCGAGACCUUGUCCAGCUCUCUUGCUGCCACCACCACCACUGGCAACAUGAACCAGGGUUAUUUCAACCUGGGCAAGACGACUCCUCCCGCCGACAUUCACGCCAACAUUGAGACCAUCCUCUCCACCUUCAACCAAGUACACAUAUGUGGCUCCGGAGGCUCCUGUUUAGCCAGGAUCUCCCAAAUCCUCGAGUCGGCUAAAAGCAACGUGCCCACCAUCGUCCUCAUAGACAUACCGUACCAUGAAGAGCAGCGUCUCAAACGAUUGUCGCGCGAGCCUCGCACGCCUUCCCCAACCGCCACCCGGAUGAUGCGCCUCGACUCUGGCGAGCCCGACGACAUCUAUGGCAUGCAUCUCCUCACCCACAUUUCUUCCGAGAUCGCUUCGAGAAACUUUUCCAAGCUCGUCAUACCUGUCGUCAUCCUGAGUGGUUUGGAGCGCGAGUGGGCUUCCAACUCAGUACCCUCACCCGCUGUCCACGGUUCGCAAGUCCUGCCAGACACUCCCCGUCUGGUGCGCUAUCUCGAUGCCGGCGCAAUCGACGUUCUUUCCAGCCCUCUAUCAAAGGAUAGUGUACAUGGACUUGCCGUUCAUGCCUACCGAAUACACAAGGAGGUUUCGAGAGACGAAGCCAGUUUCUUGACGACUAAGCGCAACAGGAAGCUGUCUUGGGUCGGUGUUGACGACACAAAACCAUACGCCUACUUGCGCGAAGCCAUGGUUUCCAGCCUCAUGAGCGGCAUAUGCAACCCGGAAUUGGUUGGCGAUUCUUUUGAUUCCAAUGAUUUAUACGUUGCCGAAGAACGCAAAGAAGCCGUCGCACGUGCUGUCGGUACCUGGUCCUUCUCGGCACACGAAUUUACCGACGAUGAACUCGUCUAUGGCGCCCUCCUCAUGCUGAAACAUGCCCUCCAAAUACCUGAAUUAGAACAGUGGAGCAUGACUGAUGAUGAAAUGAUUGUCUUCCUGCUAGCGAGUCGCACCGCGUACAACGAAUUUGUGCUAUACCAUAAUUUCCGGCACGUUGUUGAUGUUCUCCAGGCUUUGUUUCACUUCCUUGUGCAGAUUGGCACGCUGCCUUCAUAUCCCGCUGGUGUCCAACGCAAUGAGGCGGUGCCAGAUUCACCGAUAGCGCGAUUGCUGAAACCACUGGACGGUUUGACUCUUCUAAUUUCGGCUGUCGGUCACGAUGUUGGUCACCCGGGAGUCAACAAUGCCUUCUUGGUAGCGCUCAAUGCGCCCCUCGCCCAACUUUACAACGAUCGAUCUGUGCUCGAAUCGUUCCAUUGCGCUGCAUACUCCCAGAUCUUGCGCCGUUACUGGCCCAAGGUUUUUGCCGAUGCUGGCAUGAGGAAGUUGAUGAUCAACAGUAUCCUAGCUACAGACAUGGGCUUGCAUUUUAAAUACAUGUCUGAUCUCGGCAAUUUGCAAGAGAAGAUUGCGCACGACAACGGGCUUACCGAUGGCUGGAGUGUGAAGGUCUGCGAGGAGAACAAGGAUCUCACGUGUGGUUUGCUCAUCAAAUGCGCCGAUAUCAGCAACGUGGCACGGAAAUUCGAGACUGCCGCACGCUGGGCAAAUAUCCUGACUGACGAGUUUAGCAACCAGGGUGUCAUGGAACAGGAAUUGCAAAUGCCGUCUUGCCUUUUCGGUGGACCGCCUGUCCAGGAUGACCUGAUAAAGCUUGGAGAAUCGCAGAUCGGAUUCAUGAACAUCUUCGCCCGACCUCUCUUCGAAGCCGUCGCUGAUAUCCUGCCAGCUAUGGGCUACGCAGUGAAUGAGAUCGUCACCAACAGCAGCGUGUGGGAAAAGAAGAUUGAAGGGGAGAAGGAAAAGAAGAGAAAGAACCCUAGAUUGUCGUUGGGUCUCCUGUCUGCAUCCUUCAGUGCGGAUCCGACGCCGAGUCCUUUUUCGGGAGGGCCAUUGAAGCAACCCGUCGAUGCGUCAGCAUUACCUCCUCAGGUGGGCCGCUCAAUACAGCCUUCCCACGUGGUCAGCAUGGAAAAUGCAGACCGACGCGGUUCUGGCAGUUCUUUUCAUGGCUUCUCGGGCUCGCGCCGAUCAUCCACUGGGGUUGAUAAAGGAUCCCGUCGUUCUUCUGGCGUCGGGCUACCUGGCGGACGUUCCCGUGAGAACCAGAAUCAAUCGCGACGGGAAAGUGGAGACGCCAGCCUGACUGCUAUUCUGGUGACGCAGACAACGAACGCUCCUGAUACGUCGACCACUGCCCAGAACUCAGAAGCACGCUCGAGCUCUCCGGAACACCAGAAAGAAUCUUCUAGUCGAUCAUCAUCAACUCCCAGGAAGGAUAACAAUGGUCUGCGUCCUGUGACAGCACCAUCUCAUGCAAGGCAACAUCAAGCUUCCUCCCUGUUUCCUGCACCUCGGGUUCCUUCUCAGCGUCAUUCCGAAAUAGAUCUUCAGCAAGCUGCCAACGGCAAUCUCGACGGGUCAAGAAUGCAACACUGGGAUUCAAACAACAAGAUGAGCGGCGACAGCACCAUGUCCAGGUCUGAUGGUACUCGAGACAUGACACGAAAACCCGACUGGUGGCGGCAAAUGAGCGCAAGGAGACGCACCAAAGACAUGAGAAACGGCGAUCGGGAGCACCACCCCCACCCUUCGCACAAAGAAGCAGCGUUGAACCCGACUCGAUCCAAUUCCAAUUCCGAAACAACCACUCCCAGCGCUACCACAAGCCCAGGUCGAAGCAGUCGGACAGACAAGCUGAAAAGCUUCUUCAAGAGAAAACCCCGGACCAGCAACGAUCAAGAGAAGCAGCUUUCCAGCUUCGGUAGUUCCUCUCAAAUGCGGACACCGCCGACAAGUGAUCCUGGGCGAUCGCUAAACAGUGAUGAAUGA